AUGGCUACUUCAUCAAACGGUACUUCAAAACCAUCAUUUCGUAAAAGUUAUUCUAUUGAAUAUGGAUAUAAACCACGAAAACGAACAUUAAUUGCUGAUGCUGAAUUUGAUCGUGAACAACACGAUGAAGUACAACAUAAACUUCAACAAACAAAAAUUGAUGAAGAAGGAAAAGAUGAAUGUACUUAUACAAUUUUAGUUACGAUUAAAGAUAAAAGAAGUGCAUCAAUGUUAAAUUUAAUUAAUACAUUUAAUCGAGAUGGUCUUAAGGUUAGCCAUAUGGAAACACGUCCAGCGGCUGGAUCACCAACUCAAAAACAAUCAUCGGAAGGCCUUGAUGUUUUUAUGGAAGUUAUCUGUACAGAUAAACUUAUGGAUGAUCUUAAACGAGGUUUAUUACAAUCUGAUUCAAAAUUUGUUCUUAAAAAUAUAAAGGCUCAUGCAUCAUCAUCAUCAUUAUCAUCAGGUAAAGAAUCAAAAGAAAAAAAUACUGAAAAUAAUACAAGUGAUAUUAUUUGGUUUCCAAUGUCAAUAUGGGAUCUUGAUAAAUGUCAUCAUUUACAUACGAGUUAUCAACCUGAUAUGGAUUCACGUCAUCCUGGUUUUUCUGAUAAAGGAUAUCGAGCACGACGUGAACAUAUUGCUCAAGUAGCAUUUUCGUAUCGACAUGGUGAUCUUAUACCGAGAGUAGAAUAUACAACAGAUGAAGUUAAAACAUGGACACUUAUUUAUCGACAAUUGAAAAAACUUUAUCCAACAGCAGCAUGUAAACAACAUAUUUAUGUUAUUGAAUCAUUGGAAAAAGAAGGCGGUUUUUGUGAAACAGCUAUUCCACAAUUAGAAGAUGUAUCACGUUUCAUGAAAAGACGAUCAGGUUUUCAACUUCGUCCUUGUGCAGGACUAUUAACCGCUCGAGAUUUUCUAGCAAGUUUAGCAUUUCGAGUAUUUCAAUGUACUCAAUAUAUUCGGCAUCCAUCAUCGCCACUUCAUUCACCUGAGCCAGAUGUAGUUCAUGAACUUCUUGGUCAUGUUCCACUUCUUUCAGAUCCAAAUUUUGCCCAAUUUUCGCAAGAUAUUGGUUUAGCUUCAUUAGGUGUUAGUGAUGAUGAUAUUGUUAAACUUUCAACACUCUACUGGUUUACUGUUGAAUUUGGUUUAUGUCGAGAAAAUGGACAAGUUAGAGCAUAUGGCGCAGGUCUUCUUUCAUCAUUUGGUGAACUUCAACAUGCAUUAUCAUCAAAACCUCAAAUAAAACCUUUCGAACCAGAAACAACAGUUAUUCAAGAAUAUCAAGAUGAAGAUUAUCAACCAAUUUACUUUUUAGCUGAAACAUUUGAAGAUGCAAAAGAAAAACUACGUUUAUUUGCAAAAUCAUUAAAACGUCCUUAUGAACUUGUUUAUGAUGCACAAACACAAUCAUUACAAAUUCUUGAUAAUGUCAAAGUUAUUCAUCAACUUAGUAGUAAACUUAAAUUAGACAUGGAUGUGCUUGAACAUGCACUUGAUCGUCUUCAUAAGAAUGGAAUCAACUUUCGAGUUAUAUGA
This is a messenger RNA of Adineta steineri, 1545 nucleotides long. The record is from the annotation of a GenBank genome assembly. Lineage: Eukaryota; Metazoa; Rotifera; Eurotatoria; Adinetida; Adinetidae.